This is a messenger RNA of Bombina bombina (fire-bellied toad), 2820 nucleotides long. Its product is annotated as calcium-activated chloride channel regulator 1-like. Gene Ontology annotation, biological process: chloride transport. The record is from RefSeq and is a predicted model, not a curated record. Gene Ontology annotation, molecular function: intracellularly calcium-gated chloride channel activity; metallopeptidase activity. Lineage: Eukaryota; Metazoa; Chordata; Amphibia; Anura; Bombinatoridae. The coding region runs from base 1 to 2820 and encodes 939 amino acids. The transcript is spliced from 14 exons.
AUGGGUCUUUGGAAAUGGUUUGUUUCCCUUUUUAUGUUUCAAAUAUUUUGUGCAGUGGAUAGUUCUAUGGUGAAACUUAUUAACGGUGGAUAUGAGGACAUUGUGAUUGCAAUUAAUCCAAAUGUAACAGAGAAUGUCAAGAUUAUUGAAAACAUUAAGAAUAUGGUGAAUGAAGCCUCCGAUUAUCUAUAUAAAGCUACAAAACAAAGGCUCUUUAUAAGAAAUGUAAAAAUACUAAUUCCUAUGACUUGGUCAAAUGCUUCCAGCUACACAAAACCAAAAACAGAAACGUAUGAUAAGGCAGAUGUUAUCAUCGCUAGUCCGUUUCUAAAAUAUGGAGAUGAUCCAUAUACAUUGCAAUAUGGAGGUUGUGGGGAACCAGGAAAAUAUAUUCAUUUUACUCCAGAAUUCAUUAUACAUAACAGAACAAGCAAUGAAUAUGGCCCACGAGGAAGAGUGUUUGUCCAUGAAUGGGCUCAUCUUCGAUGGGGGGUAUUUGAUGAGUACAAUUAUGAAGUACCUUUUUACAUUGCUGGAAAUGGAUCUAUAGAAGCAACAAGAUGUUCCCUUGAUAUUAGAGGUGUUACCGGUUAUAAAUGCACCCCUGGAAGCUCCUGCAGGACGUGCAGAGUUGACGUCACCACUGGUCUUUAUGAAGAUGGCUGUGAUUUCCUUCUUGAUAAGAACCAACCUACACAGGAAUCCAUUAUGUAUUCCCAGUCACUAUCUUCUGUAUCUGAGUUCUGUGAUGCAAGUUCACAUAAUAUAGAGGCUCCAACCUUACAAAACAGAAUGUGCAAAUUCCGUAGUACUUGGGACGUCAUCAUGAAUUCCACUGACAUUAAAUCUACUCCUCCAUCCAGUAGUUCAUCUAAACCAGCUCCUCCUACCUUCUCCCUAUUGCGGCCAGGCAAGAGAGUCGUCACUCUAGUACUUGAUGUUUCAGGAAGCAUGGAUUGGAAUGAUCGCAUAGUUCGACUCUAUCAGGCGGCAGAAGUCUUCCUUAUUCAGAUAAUUGAGCAAAAUUCUUAUGUUGGAAUUGUCCUGUUUAACAGUUCUGCAUAUAUCAGUUCAAACCUGGUGCAGAUAGUCAACAACGACAGUCGUGAAAAGCUAAAAAAUCUUCUUCCAAAACUUGCAGUAGGAGGAACAAAUAUUUGUGUAGGCAUUCGGAAUGGAUUUAAGGUAAAUCGCCAACAUGACGGAUCCUCGUAUGGUACUGAAAUUGUCUUGCUAACAGAUGGAGAGGACAAUUAUGAUACUUCAGUUUGUUUUGAUGAAAUAAGAGACAGUGGCGCAAUAGUGCAUGCCAUUGCGUUGGGACCAGAUGCAUCGAAGGCUCUUGACAUUAUUACAGACAUGACAGGAGGAUUACGUUUUUUAGCAGUAGAUAAUUUGAAUGCGAAUGGUUUGAUUGAUGCUUUCAAUGGGAUAAAAUCCGGAAGUGGAGAUAUAUCAAAUCAGGCUAUUCAGUUGGAAAGUGCUGGCUUAAACCUUGCACUGCAUCAGUGUUUGAAUGGCACAGUUUACGUUGACAACACUGUGGGGAAUGAAACAUUUUUCCUGGUCACUUGGCAAAGUGCACUGCCAAGUAUUCACUUACAAAACCCAAAGGGAAGAAUUUACACAGCUGCUAACUUUACUCCUGACUCAGUUUCCAGAUCGACUAGACUUGCCAUCCCUGGAACAGCAGAACGAGGACCUUGGUAUUACAGUCUUUGCAACAAUGAUCCAGCAAAUCAAUCCUUGGGCAUAACUGUGAACUCUAAAGCAGCUGAUGCAAAUGUGCCACCCAUUACUGUCAGUGCCGAGACGAAGAUGGACACAAACCAGUUCCCCAGUCCAUUAGUUGUUUAUGCGUCAGUAAGUCAAGGGCUUUUGCCAGUGAAGGGAGCAAAGGUGACAGCAACUAUUGAGCCAGCGACGGGUAGUGCUGUCACUCUACAGCUUUUGGACAAUGGAGCAGGUGCUGAUAUUGUAAAAAAUGAUGGCAUAUACUCCAGAUAUUUCACAGCUUUCACAAUAGCCGGACGAUAUGAUUUAAAGGUUCGAGCUGAAAGCAAACAAAAUAAAAGCCGUCUAGCGUUCCCGAGGAGUCGCGCCCUAUAUGUUCCUGGUUAUGUUGAAGAUGGCGUGGUGCACAUGAAUCCACCAAAGACUGUAAUCAGUGACGAUGACAUUGAGCUUAACUUGGAAGCAUUCAGCAGAACAGCAUCAGGCGGCUCUUUUACUAUCACUGAUGUACCUAAUGCUUCACUAGGCGACAUCUUUAAACCAGAGAGAAUCAGUGACUUAAAGGCAAAAAUUGACAAAUCCACAAUUGUGUUAUCCUGGACAGCAACUGGGGAUGACCUGGACCAAGGAAUUGCAUCAGGAUACGACCUAAGGAUGAGCACCAGUCUUAAAGACCUCAGAGAUAACUUUGAAUCUUCUACUUCAGUGAAUAUCUCCAGUCUAAAACCACAGCCGGCCGGAUCCAGCGAAACAUUUACCUUUGUUCCUGAGGAUAUUGUUAUAGCAAAUGGCACCAUCCUGUAUUUUGCUCUGAUUGCUUUUGAUAAAGCGCCACAUAAAUCUGAUCUAUCUAAUAUAGCACAGGCGGCUCUUCUUAUCCCUGCUGCUUUAGAAACCACAACUAAGCCACCUACUACAGCACUUUCCAACACCAAUAAACCAAUUGAGAACUCUAAUAAAAUGAACAUAACACAUUUGGCACUGAUUAUAUGCGCAGCAGUAAUUAUAGUUUCUAUAAUCAUAAGCAUCACUGUUUGUAUUGUAAGUUGUAAAAGGAAAAAGAAAAAUCCACAAAUGUACUUUUAG